Molecule: messenger RNA, 1131 nt
Organism: Chrysochloris asiatica (Cape golden mole)
Lineage: Eukaryota; Metazoa; Chordata; Mammalia; Afrosoricida; Chrysochloridae
Gene: CHST14
Product: carbohydrate (N-acetylgalactosamine 4-0) sulfotransferase 14
Exons: 1
Coding region: 1-1131 (376 amino acids)
Biological process (GO): dermatan sulfate proteoglycan metabolic process; carbohydrate biosynthetic process
Cellular component (GO): membrane
Molecular function (GO): sulfotransferase activity
Source: RefSeq, a predicted model, not a curated record
AUGUUCCCCCGCCCGCUGACCCCGCUGGCAACCCCAAAUGGCGCCGAGCCCCUGGGCCGGACGUUAAGGCGGGCCCCACUGGGCAGGGCCCGGGCCGGGCUUGGGGGUCCGCCCCUGCUACUGCCGUCCAUGCUGAUGUUCGCGGUGAUCGUGGCCUCCAGCGGGCUGCUGCUCAUGAUCGAACGAGGCAUCCUGGCCGAGAUGAAGCCCCUUCCCCUGCAUCCUCCCAGCCGCGAAGGCGCGGUCUGGCGCAGGACGGCCCCCAGGCCUGGGGAGCUGGCUGUGGACGCGGGGGACUCGGAUUUGCAGGUGCGGCAGGACGUCCGGAACCGUACGUUAAGGGCCGUGUGCGGACAGCCGGGAAUGCCCCGGGACCCUUGGGACUUGCCGGUGGGACAGCGGCGCACCCUCCUGCGCCAUAUCCUCGUGAGUGACCGCUACCGCUUCCUCUACUGCUACGUACCCAAGGUGGCCUGCUCCAACUGGAAACGGGUUCUGAAGGUGCUGGCGGGUGUCCUAGACAGCGUGGACGUCCGCCUUAAGAUGGACCACCGCAGUGAUCUGGUGUUUCUGGCUGACCUGAGGCCUGAGGAAAUCCGAUACCGCCUUCAGCACUACUUCAAGUUCCUGUUUGUGCGAGACCCCUUGGAACGCCUCCUAUCUGCUUACCGCAACAAGUUUGGCGAAAUCCGAGAGUACCAACAGCGCUAUGGGGCUGAGAUUGUGAGGCGUUACAGGGCUGGAGCUGGACCUAGCCCUGCAGGAGACGAUGUCACCUUCCCGGAGUUCCUGAGAUACCUGGUGGAUGAGGACCCUGAGCGCAUGAACGAGCACUGGAUGCCCGUAUACCAUCUGUGCCAACCUUGUGCAGUGCACUACGACUUUGUGGGCUCCUAUGAGAGACUGGAGGCUGAUGCCAACCAGGUGCUGGAGUUGGUGCGGGCUCCACCACAAGUCCGAUUCCCCACCCGCCAGGCCUGGUACCGGCCAGCCAGUCCCGAGAGCCUGCAUUAUCACCUGUGCAGUGCCCCACGGGCUCUGCUGCAGGACGUGCUGCCUAAGUAUAUCCUGGACUUCUCCCUCUUUGCCUACCCACUGCCUAAUGUCACCAGGGAGGCCUGUCAUCAGUGA